Pelobates fuscus (common spadefoot toad) is the source of this 767-nucleotide messenger RNA. RefSeq names its product ribosomal protein L19 (gene RPL19). Gene Ontology annotation, cellular component: ribosome; cytosolic large ribosomal subunit. Gene Ontology annotation, molecular function: structural constituent of ribosome; RNA binding. The transcript is spliced from 6 exons. Gene Ontology annotation, biological process: translation. NCBI's taxonomy places the organism in Eukaryota, Metazoa, Chordata, Amphibia, Anura, Pelobatidae. Bases 103 to 696 code for a protein of 197 amino acids. The record is from RefSeq and is a predicted model, not a curated record.
GUGUUGGUUUGCCCUGAGGGGGAGAGUGGGAUCACCCCCUUAUAAUAAUGGUAGCGCCCGAGCUUCUUCCUUUCCUUUCCGAGCUGAAGCCGAGCAGCCGCCAUGAGCAUGCUCAGACUGCAGAAGAGGCUCGCCUCCAGCGUGCUGCGUUGCGGCAAGAAGAAAGUAUGGCUGGAUCCCAACGAGACCAAUGAAAUUGCCAAUGCCAACUCUCGUCAGCAAAUCCGAAAGCUGGUUAAAGAUGGUCUGAUCAUCCGCAAGCCAGUGACUGUCCACUCUCGUGCUCGCUGUCGCAAGAACACCCUUGCACGUAGAAAGGGCAGACACAUGGGUGUCGGUAAGAGAAAGGGUACGGCCAAUGCCCGUAUGCCUGAGAAACUUUCCUGGAUGAGGAGAAUGAGAAUCUUGCGUCGUCUGCUCCGUCGUUACCGUGAAUCCAAGAAGAUUGAUAGGCACAUGUACCACAACCUUUACCUGAAAGUGAAGGGUAACGUGUUCAAGAACAAACGUAUCCUCAUGGAGCACAUUCACAAACUGAAGGCAGACAAAGCUCGCAAGAAGCUGUUGGCUGAUCAGGCCGAGGCACGCAGGUCCAAGACAAAGGAGGCAAGGAAGCGCCGUGAAGAAAGACUUCAGGCCAAGAAAGAGGAGAUUAUUAAAACUUUGUCAAAGGAAGAGGAGUCCAGCAAGAAAUAAUUCACCCUGCUGUGUGUGUAUAUAUACAGUGCCUCCCUGUGUAAACUUAAUAAAAGUCCUUGAUCCAAUAA